AUGCAGGCAUACGCAGAUGCCGCUAGGGCAGAGUUGAAGCAGGAGCUGAUUGGUGAUGGUCUUGCGGGGCGGCUGUCGCUGAGUACGGACAUCUGGACCAGUGAGAACAACCUUGCUUUUAUGGUUGUCACCGUGCACAGGAUCACUAGUGACUUCCAGCUGCGACAGCACAUCCUGGAUUUUGUGCAGCUGGAGGGGUCACACACUGCGUCGCUGAUAGCGAAGACCCUUGAGGGUAUUCUGGCGGAGUGGGGAUUGACCGAUAUGCUGUUUGCCGUAACGACGGAUAAUGCUGAGAACAACAACAAGGCGAUGCGCAUGCUUGCAGGGGAUCCAGCGGAGGGUGCUGCGGCGAGGAUUGAGUUUCCCUUGUUCGACAAAGAUCGGCACGUGCGGUGCAUUGCACAUGUCAUGAACAUUGCAGUGCAGGCGGCAUUGAAGAAAGAUGAGGUGAAAGAGGCGCUGAAGCGUCUGCGAGCGGUGUGUUCAUUCGUCGGGUGGUCAGUCCAGCGCUCGGAGAACUUUGCACGGCAGCAGCGCAUCUUGAAGCGGCGGGAUGAUGCACCCGUGCUUCGUCUGAUUGGCGACUCGCCGACACGAUGGGGGUCCACGUAUGACAUGAUCGUCCGCGCAUUGGAGCUGCAGCAGGCACUAGCCCUGCUCCUCAUGAGGACAGACGUGAGUAUUGGUGGUGGUGAGUGUGGAGUGACUCUACGCGAACAGCUGGAUGGCCUUCGGCUGACCGACGUGCACUGGGACGCUCUCGUCGAGCUCAAGGAGUUCCUUGAGCCGUUCAACUCCAUCACGAAGGCAGCCGAGGGUUCCUUGUACCCCACGGCUGCUUCAGUCGUGCCGCUGUACAACCAGCUACUCGACAAGCUGGAAAUCUCGUUUCGCAAAGAGGGUGUCACUCCCCUCCGACAGGCUCUCAUCUCUGCAGCCCUCGCCAAGCUGAAGAAGUACAAGUACGGGGAGAAUGAAGAGCUGGUGAUUGCCACCUUUCUUGACCCCCGCUACAAGACCGUCUUCUUCCAGCUGCCGAAAUGGGAGGCGCGCAAUGCUGCGCACGUGACAGGGGUGGGGGGGUGUGCUAGGAGCGUGCAGGAUGUGGAUGAGGGGACGGUGAUACGGCUGGUGCGUGCGCGCUUGGCCGAGUACCAGGCGCGCGUGAGCAGCCGCCGGCAGGCUGGAGAGGUCACGAGCGAUACUGGGGGGGGCACUGGGCCUAGCAGCGUUACUGGUGGGACAUUGGGCACGACGGGUGCUUCUGGGGGUGGGGGAGGGGGCUUUGAGCAUUCCAUCUUUGACGAGAUGGAUGCUCUGGAGGCAGCUGCUUGA
This is a messenger RNA of Closterium sp. Naga37s-1, 1338 nucleotides long. The record is from the annotation of a GenBank genome assembly. Lineage: Eukaryota; Viridiplantae; Streptophyta; Zygnematophyceae; Desmidiales; Closteriaceae.